UGGGUGUGUGAGUAUCCAUUAUUAAUGACACGCACACAUACUAUGCUGCAUUGUAUUGUCAUUUUUGACGUGAAGAGAUAUUUUCAGUGGAGUUAGAGGUAUCCUCAGACCCUCAAGUUGCUUCCCUUCUUUCACAUCAUCCUUCAGAGGUGCUUGCGGACUGGGAGGCAUUGUGUGAGGAGGGUGCUUCAGGCUCCGGUGAGGGAGUGGAUUGACGAAGGAGAGUGGACCGAAGAGAAGAGGAGGGGAGAGAGGAGAGCAGAUGCUGCCCACACCCUGAGAUGCUCUGCUGGCUGAUAGAAGAUGAGAUGUCUCUGCAGGAGUUCCAGCAACGUGUGGGCUGUGUCAUCACACAUGUCGAUGAGAUCAUGCAGCAAGAGAUCAGGCCGUUGCUGGCUGUCGACAUCAUAGAGCAGCUGCACCGGCAGUUUGCCCUGCUCUCAGGAGGAAGAGGGAAAGAUGGUGCCCCAAUCAUCACCUUCCCUGAGUACUCAGGCUUCGGCGACCUCGUAGCGGAGGACUUCCAGAAUGUUGUAACAUAUCUGACCAGCAUCCCCAGUUUGGACGUGGCCAGCAUCGGUUUCGUUAUAAUCAUCGACCGCAGGCGGGACAAAUGGAGCUCAGUGAAGGCCUCGCUGACGCGGAUAGCGGGAGCAUUUCCAGGGAACCUCCAGCUGGUGUUGGUUCUAAGGCCCUCCCGCUUCUUCCAGAGGGCCAUCGCUGACAUUGGCAUUAAGCUGCACCGGGAUGACUUUAAAAUGAAGGUACCGAUUGUGAUGCUCAACUCCCUAUCUGACUUAUAUGGCUACGUGGAUAAGGGCCAGCUAACAUGUGAGCUUGGUGGGAACCUGGACUACUGUCACAGCCAGUGGAUCCACCGCCGGACAGCCAUUGAGAACUUUGCUGUGACGGUGAAGACCACGGCUCAAAUGCUGCAGAAGUUCGGUACAGACCUGGCAGAGACGGAGCUGCCCAAUGAUGUGCAGUGCACCAAAGACCUACUCACUACUCACACUGAGAAGCACGACAAACUCAAGGAUGAACUGAAAUUAGCGAUGAAACAGGGAACCACUCUACUGGGCUGUAUCAAAGAGCAGGCUGCCAAGUCUGAGAACCACCAGCUAAACCCAGACGAGAUGGAGAACCACACCACUGUGGAAAGGUUGUUGGCCCAGCUAGAUGAGACAGAAAACGCGUUUGAACAGUUCUGGUCCAAACAUCACCUCAAACUGGAGCAGUGCCUACAGUUACGCCAUUUUGAGCAUGACUUCCGAGAGGUGAAAGUGUCAUUGGACAGUCUGAUGGCGACUCUGACAGCCCUGUCAGACAUUGGGGACUGUGUCACCCUGGUAGAGAUGUUACUGAAGGACCUCAAGACCUUAGAGGAGAAGGCUCAGGAGUCGUUAGAGAAGGCCCAGCUCCAUGCCCUACACGGGGACCAGCUGAUUCAGAGCAACCACUAUUCUGUGGACUCCAUAUGGCCCAAGUGUGUGGAGCUCCGACACAUCUGUGAUGACUUCACCAACGAGGCCCAGAAGAAGUACGACGUCCUCUCCAAAUCACGCCAAAUACACAAAGGCAUAGACAAGGUGAACCAGUGGUGUGAGUCGGGGGUGUACCUGCUGGCCUCUCAGGCUGUGGACAAGUGCCAGUCCCAGGAAGGGGCUGAGGCAGCCCUGCAGGACAUUGAGAAGUUCCUGGAGACGGCCAAGGAGAACCAACUGAGUGAUCUCAAGAACAUCCACAACCAGUAUGAGCUAGUCCUCAACGUUGAAGUCAAGGCUAAUGUACAAAAGGCUCUAAAGAGGCUGGACGAUGUACAGGAGAUGUUUGAGAAGAGACAGGUUAGUCUGAAGAAGUUGUCAGCCAAACAGACCCGGCCCGUCCAGCCUGUGGCCCCCCGGCCUGAGUCCUCUCCCAAACGGCCUGCGCCCCACAAAACACCCAGGACUACCUGCCCUGCCCCUGCACUCAGUCGAAGGAUCUCAGAGAACUCUAGUGCCACAAAGCAGCCCACGGAAGCUGAGCUUGCAAAAAGGAAAAAUGUAAGCCGCAAAGUCAAAGGGAGCCUCAAGAUUGAGGUAAUGCAUGAGGCAAGCCAGGGAGGCUCCAGCCACGUCCUGGUGACGAACGAGACAGAGGAGAGUCUUUCAAACAGACGGAGACACAUCAUGAACGAGCUUAUUGAAACUGAGAGGCUGUACGUCGAGGAGCUGCAGAGCAUCAUAGAGGGAUAUGCUGCCGAGCUGGACAACACAGAGCUUUCCCCCCUCAUCCCCGCAGCCCUGGAGAACAAGAAAGAUGUACUGUUUGGCAAUCUCCCAGAAAUAUAUGAAUUUCACAACAGGACAUUUUUCAAAGAGCUUGAAAAUUGCAUGGAAAGGCCAGAAUUGGUAGGGACCUGCUUUUUGAAAAGGAAAGAAGAGCUGCAGAUCUAUGAGAAGUAUUGUCAGAACAAGCCUCGAUCAGAGGCACUGUGGAGACAGUGUGGAGAUAGCCUGUUCUUCCAGGAAUGUCAGAAGAAGCUGGACCACAAACUCUCCCUGGAUGCCUAUUUACUCAAGCCUGUGCAGAGGAUCACCAAGUACCAACUGAUGGUCAAGGAGAUGCUGAAAUGCAGUAAGAACCAGGAGGGUACUGUUGAAUUGGAGGAGGCCCUUGCCACCAUGCUGGACAUCAUCAAGUCUGUCAAUGACUCCAUGCAUCAAAUUGCCAUAACGGGAUUCGAGGGGAACCUUAGUGAGCUGGGCAAGCUCCUGAUGCAGGGCUCAUUCAACGUGUGGACGGACCACAAGAAGGGCCACAGCAAGGUGAAGGACCUGGCCCGCUUCAAGCCCAUGCAGAGGCACCUGUUCCUCUACAAUAAGAUGCUGCUUUUCUGUAAGAAGCGGGAGGAGACCACGGACGGACACGAGAAGCCGUCCGCCUCAUAUAGCUUCAAACACUCCCUAAAGAUGAGUGCUGUGGGAAUCACCGAAAAUGUCAAAGGAGACAUUAAGAAGUUUGAGGUCUGGUAUAACGGCAGAGAGGAAGUUUAUAUCAUUCAGGCUCCCUCCAUGGAUGUGAAGAACAUGUGGGUGUCAGAGAUCCGGAAAGUUCUGACAGGCCAGCUAGAAGCUUGCAGAGAGGCUAGUCAACUCCAUCAGAAGAUCACUGAGAAUGUGUAUCAUGCUCCCAUGAGAAACAUACGCAAAAUGGCCCUGAGGCAGUCGGACUCGUCUAGCCCGGAGACAGGCUUCAGGAGGAGCAACCCCAGUCCCAACAUGAGACAGAAACGAGCUGAUGCUUCUGCCACUAAUAACCCUGACCACAAUGGUUAUCUCGCUAGAAAGCGUUUCACCUUGCAGGGCCUCUCCAACAGAAGGUCUCUUCCCUCAGCCGAGCCUCCAUCUAAGGAGACAGAUGUCACACGCCGCUUCUCUGUAGCCUCCUCUAUCAGUGUCUCUGCCACCAGCCGCACAAAAGGUCCUCCUUCAACUAAUGUUAGAAAGACCAAAAGACAUGAGAUAAAAAGUGAUCCAACACCGUUCGGUUAUGAAGAUACAUUAUGCGGUGCUAUCCCUGCUGCGAGCAGACACAAAGGCACCACAGGCACAGAUUCAGCCGUGCCUAGAUCUACMUCUCAACCAGGCUGGACCCAACGGUGUUUGCCUUCAAUGGACACAGAGGACUUUGAAACCAUCCAUUCGAGUGCAGAGGAGCUCUCCAACUCUUCAGAUGGCGAGGAUGAUUCCAGUAAUAAAAAUGACCAUGAUCGCUUCCGUGUCCAGUUGAACAUACGAGUCGAGGACGGCGCAGGACCUGUCUCUGGAGUCAGGAGAUUUAGUACAGUUCCUGAAGGAGGCAGAGGAUGGCCACUGAUAUCUUCAGUGACAUGUGCACAGCAGCUCUGUCUGACUCUGAGGAAAAUGAAAACCCUACGUGGGGAGAUGUAUCUCAGGACAGCAGAUAGGCACGAUGGACCAUUUGGCCAUGAACUUCUGGAACAUGCUGGUAGCCCAACUUGGUAAAUCUUCACAGUGGGGCAUCGAUUUCAGCUGCUAUGCUCAGACAGAAAACUACAAGCCUGAAGUCAAGUCAAUAGUGAAAAUUAGAAUUAAUGCCGAACUGUUUUGCCCUGCUUCAGCUGCUGAGGUUAAAGAAAGUUACUUUUACCACCAUUUUGUCAUGUCUCAAAACCUGAACAUGAUCUGCUAGUCAGUCAGUGCUGUCAAAGAAACUGUGCUGUGGCUUUGCUGCACACCAUACUCCCUCCUGUGGCUUAAUCAUGUAACCGUUGUGAGGAGGGUCAUCCUGGACACAUAGUGGACAAAGAAGUGCUACCAUGGAAACGGGAUCUCUCUCCAUCAAGGGGGAAAAUGCUUGACCCAUAGACUCAAUUGGAGACGGGCUUGAUUGUAAUUCUUGCGUUAAGACCUUAACAUUUAAACUUCCUGAAACGUUGUUGUUUUGUCCUGCUGAAUUGUCUGCCAGUUCAGUUGUUUUAUAAAUAACUGAGGGAAUUCUCAUUUUGCAAGAGAUUUACUUUUCCCUGAACAACAACAUACAGUACAUAGCUAUUUACUUCAUCUUAUGUACAUACAUAAUAUAUAUWUUUUUUUCCACUAUUGUAAAAUAUGUGUAUAACUAUUCUAUAAAUUCUCAUCUGAUCAUUGUAAAAGUAUUCAUGCCAACUUCUUUCAAAUUGUGGCUUCUAGUGGAUUAAUCUCAAAUGUAUGUCCUGGUUAAAUGGUAGUGAAUUCACUCAUGAAAUACCAUCUUAUGGUCGAUUGUGCUUACAAGCAUUGCACAUAGCCCUGAACAUAUUUUAUUAAUCUACUAAAAUUGUGGUACCAUUGUACAGAAAAUAUUCCAAUAGUACUGUACAGCUUAUUUGGAAGUUGUAUUGCUAUACAGUACAGCCCCAAUAUAGAAUGUUUUAAUAUUAUGUAUAUUUAAGAACAUAGCUUUGACCAUCAGUGAUAUGACUCAUAUGAUCCUUCAACUGUUCAUCUGACUUUUGUUUAAACAUCAUUGUUUCUAAGCCAUAUAAUGGCAUUAAAUGCCCCAGAUAUGGUAUAACAGCAUACAUGAGAUUGUAUCGGGCCACAGUAUAGCAAUCUUUUAAUAUAAAGCGCUUCAAAAGGCUGUAUUGCUACUGCAAACAUUUUUUUGUAUGUGUUUAUUUGACCAUUAUAUCCAGGUAAGUCAUUGAGAACAAAUCAUUAUUCACAAUAGCAUAUUAUUCAAUGAACUUGUCGCAUUACCUCAAUGUAAUUCAAUCUCUUCCGAAUGCCCGUCAAGGAGUUCUAACAAUUUGGGGUGUUUAAGAAUAGUAAGACAUUGAAAGGUAUAAGCACAUGCACAAAGGGACUGAAGACAGAGGAAACUCUAGAUGGAAUGUAAAGAAGAGGUCUGGAUUUGUUUUUCAUAACCAAAAAUGUUGUGUUCCUAAUCUCUGAGACCGGACCUCUGCAAAAAAUAUCACUAAGACGUUAUGAAAUUCAGCCAAAAGGCAAUGAAUUCCCACGAAGCACAAAGCAACUGCCUUUUUAGACAGGUGCUGGACUCAUUUAAGAUGAGUUACAAUGAAAUGUCAUUCAAUCCGAGUGAAUUCAGAAUGCAUCUGUGACUGUUUUCUAUGGAUAAGUGUACAUUACUUUUCUGUAAUUUUAAGUAUAUUAUGAAAUGCAUGCAUCUUGAAAGCCAAUGUUAAUUUCUGCUCUUUUGUCAGUGAUCAAUGCUGUUUCAGGUAUAGCAGAACACAGCCAGCUCACUAUAUCAUUAUAAUUCCUGCCUACCCAUUGCUACUCCCUCAAGGGAAAGAAGAAAGACAUUAAUGUUAGACUUAAAGCAUAAUGUAUUCCCUCAGUUGGUGACUGGUACUAAGUUUUUAUCUGCUUUCUCCUACUGAUAUUAAAUCAUAUUUUAAAGAA
Salvelinus sp. IW2-2015 is the source of this 5915-nucleotide messenger RNA. NCBI's taxonomy places the organism in Eukaryota, Metazoa, Chordata, Actinopteri, Salmoniformes, Salmonidae. The record is from RefSeq and is a predicted model, not a curated record.